AUGCGCCCUAUCCCUAAGCCCUCAUUUCUGCUCUUGGAAGUUGACAGCCCAACCCGAUCGAUUGCUGCGCCCCAGAUGGUUGAAACACGAGGCUCACGCCCGUCUUUUGACGAGGCAUCGGGUCUCCCCUCUUUCCCUACCGAUGAUGGCGACUUUGGUGAGUUUGCCCUGUCCGGUGUUUCCGUCGACGUUGCCGCCACCGACAGCGACCCGCGACAAGACCCCAACAAUGGACCACUCAAGGUUCAAGGAGCUCGGAUAAUACCGUUGGUACAUUUGACUGACCUGCGCUCAUUCGAUGACGAGGGCCACGGAUCGCCUCCAGCCGCGAAAAAGCGCCGCCUGGAUGCUGGCCCGGGCGAGGACAUUAUUCUUGGACAGCUGCCUGGUUCAGACCGCGAAGGCCCUGGCCAUAAGAUUGAAGAAGAACUCGCAUCUGCUCUCGCAGAAGGAGCCGUAGACCCGCUAUCGUCGACCGAUCACACCCAAGGCGAUCAAGGCACCGACACUGCGACUACCGCAGUUUCUCAGGAUGGAACGUCGACUGGCAACCCGCCCGUGAACUCCUUGAUUUCCGACAUCAUGGAUCAUACUGAGCGCCAGGAACAAACAGUCGCUAUGGGUCCCCAGGAGCUCCCCUCACUGGGUGAAUUUCCAGGUGUCAGGGGUUAUGCUUUCUUGAAGGCCAACUCUCACCUCAAGAUCCAGAGCUUACCCAUCUUGGACAAUUUGUCAACGCAAAUUCUCUCCUUCCUCUCCAAGAACAGCUAUCAAGAUCUCACCGCGAUGGUGUCCGAACCUGACUCUGAGAACGGACAGGCCUAUGCAACCAUGCGCUCCCUGUUUGACCAUACCAAGCGAGUUUACACAGUCAAGCACUCUUUCCUGCAGUCAACAGAUCUUGAGAUCACCGAGUCAUCCCAGAUGGACGUUAUACGCAAGGCGAACUUGGCCUCUUUCGUGUCAAGUAUCUUUGGGUCACAGGAGAUUGGCUUCGCGGAACUGAAUGAGCAUUUCCUGGACGUUUUUGUUCCGGAAGGCGGCCGUCUCUUGAAAGUGCAAGGUGCAUUGUACCUGGAGCUCAAGACGCAAGCAUUCAUUGCUGCGAUGAACAACAAGUCUCGCACUCGUGUCCAGCUUCUGUAUGAGUUGUUCCCGGAUGACAUGGAGCAGCGGCUGCUGGCGAGACGUCCAGGCACCCGUCAGCUGGCCCCAAGUGAAACUGAUUUCGUCAAUCGACUCACAUCUCGUCGAGACAUUCUCCUGAAUGAUAUUAACAACGAGGAAGCAUUGAAGGCGCUCCCUGACAAAUACCACUGGGAAGACUUUCUGCGGGAUCUGAGUUCCUACAUUGCUAAGAAUUUCGAUGCCAUCAACACUCAACAGGGAAAAAAGGUUGUCAAAGGACGUCAACCCUCAAGUUCAAACGGCGAUGCACAAGAGUCCCCCAGCACCACCCACCAAGGCCAGUUUUCUGUCAAUCAACAGGUCGAAGUCCCCGUUGACCGUAAUAUGCACGGUGAUCUCGUGGCGCGUGCUGCGCGUGCUGCGCAGAUUGCUUUGCAGGGCCACGGCCUCCGUCGUUCUCAGCAGCAAUCACAACUGCAACACCAACACCAGCAGCAGCAGCCGCCACAGUCCCAAGUGAGCCAGUCACCCCAGCCCCCUGCGCAACCUCCUCAGCAACAGCCCCAGCAUACUGGCCAGCCCGACAACUCAUAUCUACAUGGCUAUACCCCUGCACAGCAACCUGGACCGUCUAUCCAACAGCAGCAGCCAUAUCAUCACAGCCCAACCCCGCCCGGUGGUUAUCAACACCAGGCUCAGGGAAUGAACUUCCAACAGAGCCUUCCACCGACCAACUUCCAGCAAUACAACCCUAAUGCCGCCCAGGCUAUGCAGGCGCGCGCCAAUGGGAUGUCAUCCAAUCAUGGAUACAUGCCUGGGAUUCCUCAUUACUCCCAGUCACAACCGACUCAGGUGCUCUACGAACGUGCUCGCAUGGCUGCCUCAGCGAAAUCCUCCCCUACGAGCCGCAAGUCCGGUUUGCCUAGCCAACGCCGCCCUUGGACUACAGAGGAGGAAAAUGCUCUGAUGGCGGGUCUAGACCGAGUCAAAGGCCCCCAUUGGAGCCAGAUCCUCGCCAUGUUUGGUCCCGGCGGCACCAUCAGUGAAGCCUUGAAGGAUCGCAAUCAGGUACAGCUCAAAGACAAGGCACGCAAUCUCAAACUAUUCUUUCUGAAGAGCGGCAUUGAAGUUCCUUACUAUCUCAAAUUCGUCACUGGUGAACUGAAGACUCGUGCCCCUGCCCAGGCCGCCAAGCGCGAGGCUCGUGAGCGACAGAAAAAACAGGGCGAAGAGGACAAGGCCCACGUGGAGGGUAUCAAGGGCAUGAUGGCUUUAGCCGGAGCCCAUGCAUCGCCUGUCCCAGGUCAUGAAAUGUCUGCGUCGCCCAGUUUGCCGGAUGCCAACAGUCAAUCCGUAUUUGAUCAAACUGCCGAGCAGAAUCUGAUGCAGACCCUAAGCCAAGAAGUCCAUGGGAGCCAGUACCCACAGCAACACCCUCCUCCUACUCCAGAUCACCAUCUCGAUCCUCAUAUGCAGCUUGGUCAAUAG
Molecule: messenger RNA, 2616 nt
Organism: Penicillium macrosclerotiorum
Lineage: Eukaryota; Fungi; Ascomycota; Eurotiomycetes; Eurotiales; Aspergillaceae
Exons: 4
Coding region: 1-2616 (871 amino acids)
Biological process (GO): telomere maintenance via telomere lengthening
Molecular function (GO): double-stranded telomeric DNA binding; protein homodimerization activity
Source: RefSeq, a predicted model, not a curated record